AUGGCCCACGCAAAAGCCCAGGACGAGCUUCAGAAGCGUUACGAAGAAGUCUUCUUGACCAUGGGUGUGGCACAGCUCUGCCUCGAAUCUCUCCCCUUCCAGACGUCGUUUCCAGACCCGAUGCCGGUUGCCCUUCAUGGUAAGCCGGAAUGGGCAGAACCUGAAGGCAUUGAAGGGGAGCUAGUCCGUCACGGCUUUGUUAAUAUCAAGAUCGAAAUUGUUGAUUCCAUCCAUCCGGUUGCCAAUGCCGAGGGCUUUUUAGCCUCGUUUGGAAUGAUGGUGAAGUGGACAAUCAACACUUAUUGGACCUUGGAGCAGAAGGAGCAGUAUGGAGAUGAUUUCUAUAAGAUUCUAGCCGAGCAUCUCCGGACUAAACAUGGUGGCAAAGGCUGGGACUUGAAAUCAACAGCUAUACUUGUUACGGCCCGGACGCCGCAGUAG
This is a messenger RNA of Fusarium subglutinans, 441 nucleotides long. Its product is annotated as coq5 family. The coding region runs from base 1 to 441 and encodes 146 amino acids. Lineage: Eukaryota; Fungi; Ascomycota; Sordariomycetes; Hypocreales; Nectriaceae. The transcript is spliced from 2 exons. The record is from RefSeq and is a predicted model, not a curated record.